ACUUCGAUGCUCAAGUUGGCAGUAGCAAUGGGCUGUCAGCAAACAAAGGUAAGACGUUCAAAGAAGAAUGAUACUCCAGUUAUUAAGGAUGGAAUUACCUUCGAUUCUUUUCUAUCGGAUGAAGAAAAGUCAAUUGUCAGGAAAACAUGGUCUAACCAUUUUGAAAAAGAUAUGGUCGGAUUUGGUGUGAUUGUGUUUGAAAGAAUAUUUGAGGCUAAACCUGAAGUAAAGUCAUUAUUCCCGUUCGGGGAUCAGAGCGGAGAAUCUCUACGUAAAAAUCAUCUUUUUAGAGCUCACGGUCUAAGGUUUAUGAAGGCAGUUGGUGCUUGUGUAGACUCAUUAGACGAUACAGAGUCGACUUUGACGCCUAUGCUUUUGAGACUUGGUGAAACUCAUGCUAGAAUUGAUGGAUUUUCUUGCUGCUAUUUUGAUGCCUAUAAAGCUACUAUGACAAAUGUUUGGGGUAAUCAAUUGGGUAAAAUAUGGGAAGACGAAGAUGUCAGGUUUUCAUGGACUAAAGUUUUCGAUUUUAUGAUGCAGCGUCUAGCCGAUGGAUAUCAAAAUAAGUUGAAUGAUCAGCAACGCUCUAAAGACGUUCAAAAUUCUGAAAAUGACAACGAUAGCAAAACUCAUACAAACAACAUCGAUAAAGAAAAUAAAUGUGAAAUAAUUACAAACAAUAAAGAGGGCGGAAAAGAAGAAGAGUAAUUGUUGAUAUAAAAGCGGACUACUGCAAAGUUGUGUUUAUAAAGCCUAUAAAAGCCAAACAAAAAAUUCAGUCUAAAUUCGAUAAUUAUUGAUCGAGCACUUUACAGCUAGGCAGAGGCAUUUUCCAAAACGACUUGGCGUCUUGAUUAUGACGCCUGAUAUCCUUCAUUGCAAAAGUAUGAAACGAAAGAAAUUUAUACAAUAAUUAUAUAUAUUCUAAUAUACAUAUAUUCAUAUGUGUACUCUACAUACUUUUUAAUAUAGCAUAUAAUGAAGUACAUACAUAUAUUUUUGUAUAUAGUACAUAUAUACUGUAUAUAGGGUAUGUGGUGUAUACAUAGACCAAGAGGAAGUCUUCAUUAUUAACUAUUAUGGAGUAGGGAGAGUUAUUUUUCUAUUCUUUUUUUGCUACGGUCAAUAGUUAACAAAUUCAUAGUUGGCUAUACGAUCGAUUACUCGUCAAAUAUUUAAUCGAAUAAGAGAUUAAAGCGACCGAAAAGUGAGAGGUAUCCGUUUUAAAACCCUUUACAUCUUAAUUUUAAAUCGUAAAGCGAUGAGAAAAAGGUUUCACUAAAUUAUAAUCAACUCUUUCUAUUCUUGUAUUAAAUUAGCAUUUUAAGC
Messenger RNA from Dimorphilus gyrociliatus, 1329 nucleotides. The record is from the annotation of a GenBank genome assembly. Lineage: Eukaryota; Metazoa; Annelida; Polychaeta; Dinophilidae.